CGUUGCAUGCUGGCCCUCGCGAGCAGCGCUGCGGCGUGAGUGCGGCCUAGUUUGUGGAUCGGAGACCCGCCUCACAGGAGAACAUACCGACCGAAUCUGAGAACACGCCGAACUUUCCCGCCGGUGAACUGUGGAGCCUCAGGGAGAGAAGAAGCGCACAGUCCUCUGUUCAGUCAGGUGACCCCAUCCAUACCGGGGUAGGUUGCUAUUGCAAAUAUGUCUUACCCACCGCAUCUGAAUCGACCCCCAAUGGGGAUUCCGACUCUUCCUCCGGGAAUACCUCCUCCACAAUUUCCAGGAUUCCCUCCACCCCCUGGAACUCCAAUGAUUCCUGUACCAAUGAGUUUAAUGGCUCCAGGACCAACUGUUUUACUACCUACAGUAUCUAUGGUUGGAAAACAUCUCGGGCCUCGGAAGGAUCUGAUGGGUCUUAAGAACAAAGAAAAUGAUGAGAACAGCGGACCAACAACCACUGUUUUUGUUGGCAAUAUUUCUGAGAAAGCCUCUGAUAUGCUUAUCAGACAACUUUUAGCAAAAUGCGGCUUGGUUUUAAGCUGGAAACGUGUGCAAGGAGCAUCUGGGAAGCUUCAAGGUAAGUGUGCUUUUGGGUUUUGUGAGUAUAAGGAACCUGAAUCCACUCUUCGAGCAUUACGUUUGCUUCAUGACCUGCAGAUUGGGGAGAAGAAGCUUCUUGUGAAGGUCGAUGCCAAGACAAAAGCCCAGUUGGAUGAGUGGAAAGCAAGCAGGCGUGCUUCCAACGGGACUGCCCGGCCUGAAUCAACAGCAGAGGAAGAUGAUGACCUUGAUGAAGAAACAAAAAGACGAGAUGGAGUCAUUAAAGGUGCAAUUGAACUCUUAAUAAAAGAGUACUCCAGUGAGCUAAAUGCCCCUUCUCUGGACGCUGACUCGCAUGCCAAAAAGAAAAGAAAGGACAAGAAAGAAGAAAUCUCGGUGGGCGGAGCCAUCUCUCUUCUGUCUACAGUCCUGGAUGAUAACUGGAAAAGGGGUUAUCAGCAAGAAGACAUUAGUGCAAUAGAAAUGGAGGAAGAUAAAAGAGACCUUAUAUCUCGUGAGAUCAGUAAAUUCAGAGAUACACACAAGAAACUGGAGGAAGAAAAGGGCAAAAAGGAAAAGGAGAGGAUAGAAAUUGAGAAAGAGAGGCGCGAAAGAGAGCGAGAACGGGAACGAGAAAGGAGAGAACGGGAAAGGGAAAGAGAUAAAGAACGUGAGCGAGAGCGUGAGAAGGAGAAAGAGCGAGAGCGUGAACGAGAUCGUGAUAGGAAUAAAGACCGAGAAAGAGACAGAGAUCGUGAUAGAGAACGAGAUCGCGAAAAGGAGAGAGAACGAGCAAGAGAGCACAGUAAAGACAGAAGCCGAUCAAGAGAGAAAAGCAGAGACCGGGAGAGAGAGAGAGAAAGGGAGCGUGAAAGAGAGAGAGAACGAGAUAGAGAUAGAGACAAAGAGAAGAAGCGAGACAGAGAAGAAGAUGAAGAGGAAGCCUAUGAACGCCGAAAACUGGAAAGAAAGUUGCGUGAAAAGGAAGCUGAAUAUCAAGAGCGUCUCAAAAACUGGGAAAUCAGAGAGCGGAAAAAAGCCAGAGAUUAUGAGAAAGACGCAGAAAGGGAGGAGGAAAGACGGAGGGACGUGGCAAAAGAAGCCAAAAGGUUGAAGGAAUUUUUGGAAGAUUAUGACGACGACCGAGAUGACCCAAAGUAUUACAGAGGGAGUGCACUCCAGAAGCGAUUAAGGGACAGGGAAAAGGAGAUUGAAGCAGAUGAACGGGAUAGAAAACGAGAGAAAGAAGAACUUGAGGAAAUCAGACAGAGGUUAUUGGCUGAAGGACACCCAGACCCAGAUGCUGAACUUCAAAGGAUGGAACAAGAGGCAGAAAGGCGACGACAGCCACCACCACAGAUUAAGCCUCAGCCAGAAUCUGAAGAGGAGGAGGAGGAAAAACCUGUAAGAGAAGUAAAAGUUGAGGAACCAGUUGAAGAGGAGGAGGAGCCUGAACCAAAGCCUUGCCUUAAGCCCACCAUGAGGCCUAUUAGCUCUGCCCCAUCUGUCUCAUCUGGUAGUGGACAUGCAACCCCCAAUUCUCCAGGGGAUGAGUCUCCAUGUGGAAUCAUUAUUCCACAUGAAAAUUCACCAGAGCAACAGCCACAAGAGGAGUACCGGCCAAAAAUAGGUCUGAGCCUCAAAUUGGGAGCCUCCAGUAGUCCGAGUCAACCAAACGUUGCAAAAAGGAAGAAACUGCCAGUAGACAGUGUAUUUAAUAAAUUUGAGGAUGAAGAUAGCGAUGAGGUGCCAAGAAAAAGAAAACUGGUUCCACUGGAUUAUGGCGAUGAUGACAAAUCUUCAGCCAAAAAUAAUGUGAACACAGAAGAGAAACGCAAACAUAUCAAGAGUCUUAUUGAAAAAAUACCUACAGCUAAACCAGAGCUGUUUGCUUAUCCUUUGGACUGGUCUAUUGUAGACACUACAUUAAUGGAGCGAAGAAUUAGGCCCUGGAUUAAUAAGAAAAUCAUAGAGUACAUUGGUGAAGAAGAAGCCACGCUUGUUGAUUUUGUAUGUUCGAAGGUAAUGGCGCACAGCUCUCCACAAAGUAUAUUGGACGAUGUUGCAAUGGUCCUCGAUGAAGAAGCUGAAGUAUUCAUAGUGAAAAUGUGGCGGUUACUAAUUUAUGAAACGGAGGCAAAGAAAAUCGGUCUUGUGAAGUAAAACCUUGCCAAAGUGUAUUGGGUACCAUCCAACCUUUGCUGUUAGGGCCUACAAAACAUUGAACAGUAUAUUGCAGUCCCAGAUUCCAGCAAGGUCAUUCAUACUUUCCAAAGUGAUCAGACAUAUGUUUGUUUUUAUUUGUAGGGAUUGUGAUUUUGUUUUCUCUUUCUCUAGAGUCUCAGCUUUCUCCUAACUAAAGUUAUCUGCAACCACAGAAUAGGUGCACAAAGUAAACCAGUGUCUUACUGGUACGGUUUAAAAUAUUCAGCUGCUGUACAAUGGUCUCUGGUAACAAUGUUUGUCCAUACUCUUGUACAUAUUAAAAUACCCAAUUUUUGCAAUUUGUUUGCACUCAUAUACCUAUUGGAUAACAGCAGGAUGAAUGGCUGAUCUUGUAAAUUUCGGUUUACAAAGUCAGUGUCUACUUUUUUGUUUUCUAUAUUUAUUGCUGCAAAAUUACCUACAUUUAUUUUCUGUACAAAUGGGCAUGGCUGGCUGGUUACCUGGCAAUAUUUUUUCCGUAUUGUGCUGUAAAUAUUUUUCUUAUGGUCCCAUAUCUGAAAGGGAGACAACGCUUUUAUAUGUAAUUCCUCAUGGGAGCUCCUAUUUCCUGCUAUUGAGUAACCCCAUCUCCUGCCUUCCCACCUUUUGAUUUGAGUAAGCCAUAUCCCAUAUAAAAAGCUGAGUUCCUAUUUGGCAGGCCCUAUCAUAUUGCACCUUUUUGAAAGCGUGACAAGUGGCUGCAACAUCCUUCUCUUGUCAGUGCUAAUGUUUUUUAGUCUUUUUUUUUUUUUUAUUGUCCAUUAUUUAAUAAACUCCUGCACUGGCUAACUGCAGUCUAAAAACAUGCUGUCCAACAAUAAAACUUUUUUUUUUAAUGUAUGUUCUCAUCCUGCAGCAAUUUAACAUUUGAGGGGAUUGCAUUGAUCUACUUUUAAUACUUGUGUAAGGAGUGUGAUUCAAGUAUAUCAGCAAUAAUUGCUGAACACAUAAGCACAUUUCUAAGUUUUCAGCAAGGCCAUAAAUCCAGCACAUGGUUGAAAUGUAUAAAACCUUUAAAACACUGGCAUUAUACGUUUAUGUAUACAAAAAAAAUAACCUACAUGCUUUUGAAUGUAAGUUCAGUGUUGCUCUCCUAGUGAGCAAUAGUGUCUGUUGAAGAACACACAUAACUGCUUAUCUUUGUCAUGAUAUAUACUAGGGGUUGCACUCAGUUAUUCCCAUCCACUCAGAACUAAAUCUUGGUGUAGCUUUGUGUAGGGUUAAUAUACAUCUGACCAAUAUUUAUUCACCAUUGGGACUGAUUAACAAAUGAACAUGACCUGCUGUUUUUGUAAACUGCUGCGAUAACAGUCUAUUCUGUAUUUAAGGCAUCGGUUUGUCUGAAAUGUUGAAGCUGUGAUCUAUGAUUGCCAGAUACCUUGCAUUUGCAAACUGUGUUAAGCCAUCAAAGGCUCGCUCUGUAAAUAAUUCAAACAUUAAAGUGUAUAUAUUUGA
Rana temporaria (common frog) is the source of this 4215-nucleotide messenger RNA. RefSeq names its product RNA binding motif protein 25 (gene RBM25). The coding region runs from base 217 to 2718 and encodes 833 amino acids. The transcript has 19 exons. The record is from RefSeq and is a predicted model, not a curated record. Lineage: Eukaryota; Metazoa; Chordata; Amphibia; Anura; Ranidae. Gene Ontology annotation, biological process: mRNA processing; regulation of alternative mRNA splicing, via spliceosome. Gene Ontology annotation, molecular function: mRNA binding. Gene Ontology annotation, cellular component: spliceosomal complex.